UUGAUCAUAUGAUUCAUGUAGUGAGGAAAGAUAAAAGACCUGUUUUGCAGUUUGUUCAAACAGCUUGUUAAAGUUUCGUUAACUUUCACGUGUCACGAUGUCGGAUUCGCAAACUAAACAAAUACCUCAAUUUCCAGUGCUUGGAGGAUAUUCUGAAGUAAAAGAUGCCAACGAGGACAUCCAAAAGCUUUGUGAUCAAGUGAAAACUCAAGUAGAGGGAAAAACAGGCAAGAAUUAUAAGGUAUAUGAAGCCAAGCAGUACAAGAGUCAAGUUGUGUCUGGAACGAACUAUAUCAUCAAGGUUCAUGUGGGACAUGGCAAAUAUAUUCACCUGGAGAUCUACAAACAGCUCCCGUGUUAUGGUGGAAAAGUGGAGCUGAGUAAAGUGCAUGUGGGCAAGACGCUUGCAUGUCCUCUCUGAUCAUUGUGAUGGGAUCACGUCACAAAGAACGGCUUCAUCAUCCUGCCAGUGCUUACAGGCUGCAGUCUCACUGUAGAAUGCUGUAUUUCUUUUAUUCUCUGUCAUUAUGCACAACAUUACAUGCAGUUUUUAAUUUGCAGUGAAUGAUGUUCAGUGUGUAAGAAGAGCUUGUAUGAACCUUUUCCCAUGUCUGUUUCUACAUGCAGUGUGCCAUUUGGCUGACGGCUAGUUAACCACAAAGACUGUCGUGUUUGCACAAGUUCUCAAAGCUGAUCUGCAGGAUUUAACGUCACUGACCUCAGACAAGUGUGAGAAAAUCUGUGCUCUUAUAAAAACAAAAUGGGAGGUGUGUCAUCAAGCUAGCAUUGCCACCCGCCUCUUAAAAUACAGAAUUGUCCUUUAUUUGACAACUAAUUGUUGUGCCCCGUAUGGAAUCAAUGUUGUUCAGUAUUUUCACAAAUGUCCCACACAUACUCAUCAAAACUGAAUAAUGAACAAAAUAAAACACAGGAAAUAUUAA
Molecule: messenger RNA, 941 nt
Organism: Thalassophryne amazonica
Lineage: Eukaryota; Metazoa; Chordata; Actinopteri; Batrachoidiformes; Batrachoididae
Product: cystatin-B-like
Exons: 3
Coding region: 98-421 (107 amino acids)
Cellular component (GO): cytosol
Molecular function (GO): cysteine-type endopeptidase inhibitor activity
Source: RefSeq, a predicted model, not a curated record